Molecule: messenger RNA, 1813 nt
Organism: Nilaparvata lugens (brown planthopper)
Lineage: Eukaryota; Metazoa; Arthropoda; Insecta; Hemiptera; Delphacidae
Product: immune-associated nucleotide-binding protein 13
Exons: 4
Coding region: 370-1152 (260 amino acids)
Source: RefSeq, a predicted model, not a curated record
AGUUACUUUCCGUAACGACAUACAAGGUCCUCUCCAACCUUUAGGUUGGAAAGAAUAUAAACAAACAUGACUAUUAUUCUCGAGGAACGUUCCAUAUGAGAGGUUCAACUAAGUCUUAGUGCUGCUGGAAUUGACGAUUGAUAACCUACCUACACUGCCCGGUCAAUUCCAAUGCGCAUUCACAGCAUUCGAUAGGACCCUGAUCACUAAUGCCACUCGUAAACCAUUUGGCAUUAAUUGCACAACUCCUCGCACUGAUCUUCUCCCGUCAAUACCUCAAGGCCAGCAAACGUUUAUCGAGAAACCGACUUUAAGUUCCAAUUUUUAACCACCAUUAAGGAUAGAGGAAUUUUAUUUUGAUUUGAAACCAUGGAUGACGAUUUGCUACAAAGAGAAAUGACCUAUUAUAGGAAAAAUGCACAUAUUGAGAAAAUUUCUCGGGAGCUUGUGAAGGAGAUGGAAUCACGGAUUGAUGAUGAACUGGAAGAUUUGAAAAAGGAGGAAGAGUUAACAACAGCCAAGACGACAGGCAGCAUCAGCGAGUCACACAUCAGAUUCCUACAGGCGAAGGUGAAAUCGAUGCGCGAUUCUUUGAAUUCGCUGCGGGACGAAUACGGCAAGCGUACCGAACAGUGCAAAUCCGUGCAGGACGAUCUGAAAAAGGCGCUCGAGGAGUCAAGUCAAACUCAGCUGAGUUUGAAUGCGGCCAGAGAGACUCUGAAGAAGAAAGAAAAGUUGACUGUGACGCUCACUGAUAAGUUGAAGAUAAGCGAUGCUGAGAACGCGACGCUCAAAAAAGAGUUGACCGCUCUCAAACGAGAAUUGAAACAAAAAACGGCGGAAGCUUCGAAUGUAGAGAGCAAACUCAACCGAGUUUUGGGCGAAAGUGAGCGGAUAAAGGAAUCAGCAAAAAACGCUGAGAAAGAGAAUCGCGAGAAGCUCAGUGCUGACAUUGCAAGAAGGGAGGAAACCGAAAAGGCACUGAAUGAAGUUGGAAAACAGAAAUGCGAGUUGCUUGACGCUCUCAAAAAGCAAAGUGCUUUGAUAGCGAACCUGAAAAAGCAGAAGGCUUUGUUGGAAUGUUCUCUAUUGGCUGAUAUUGCUGCUGACCAGUUCCUAAAAUUAUUGGACUCUGCUGGUAAUGCAGAGUAGUAAGUAAACCACAAUUAUCGAGAAAGUUUCGAAUCGAAUGUGUCAAAUAAUAAAUGUUGGUAUUCCAAGAUGUUUUGUAAACGAAUGUAUGAGUAAGAUUGUAGGGAUAGCCUACUGAUUUUAUUAAAAGAUGUCAAUUAGGGUUGUUGAUAUAAACCUGAAUUAUGAAUAGAUUUGCAAGUCUGCAAUAACUUUCCUUCCCAGUCAAGAAUAAUAUUUCAUUUUUUUACAAUCAAUUAAGAUGUAGUUUAAAAGUUGUCAAUAAUAUGAAUACAUGUUUGCGGAAUGUUUCUUUUUCAGACCUGUGAAAAAUGUCAUAAAUUGAUAAAAUGAAGAAUAAAAACUGUAAGAGAAUUGCAUGUAGGCUACUUUCAACCAAGAUAAUUUGUAAGACUGAAUUAUCAAAAUUGAUCAUUUUGUGUAUCCUUUGCAUGAAGAUUCAUCCAAAUUAUUGUAAGGUGAAUCUUCACCUUUCAUCUUUACUUCAAGUAAACUAUAUAGUAAUGUUCUUCAUUCGAGGGUAUUGCUGAUCUUGGAUAAAAGGAAUUGAUGGAUAAAUAUUGUGAUUUGGAUUUGGAAUGAUUGAUUAUGUUUGCUAGAAUUGUAAGAAAAACGCUUCUGUAGAGAUAGAAGUCUGUAAAAAAUAAAGCUUUGAUGAGAU